Messenger RNA from Lotus japonicus, 1085 nucleotides. RefSeq names its product transcription factor MYB1-like. NCBI's taxonomy places the organism in Eukaryota, Viridiplantae, Streptophyta, Magnoliopsida, Fabales, Fabaceae. The transcript is spliced from 3 exons. The coding region runs from base 55 to 954 and encodes 299 amino acids. The record is from RefSeq and is a predicted model, not a curated record.
CACUGAUCUUUCACACAGAAAACGCCUGCAGCACACUCAACACAACACAAGGAGAUGGGAAGGAGUCCUUGUUGUCUUAAGGAAGGUUUGAACAAAGGAGCAUGGACUGCUAUGGAAGACAAGAUUCUCACCGAAUACAUUCAGAUUCAUGGCGAAGGAAAAUGGAGACACCUCCCCAAAAGAGCAGGUCUUAAGAGAUGUGGGAAAAGUUGCAGGCUAAGAUGGUUGAAUUAUUUAAAGCCUGGUAUUAAAAGAGGAAAUAUCACCAAUGAUGAAGAAGAGCUUAUUAUCAGGCUUCACAACCUUCUUGGAAACAGGUGGUCUUUGAUUGCUGGACGGCUUCCAGGACGAACAGACAAUGAAAUCAAGAACUACUGGAACACCAAUAUUGGAAGGAAACUAAAUCAAAGUGGUGGUGCCUCAAAAUGCUCCAUGACAAAUUGUGGUGCACGAAGCUCAUUAGUUCAACAUGAUCAAAACAUCGUGAAAACAAAAGAGUGGCGUUGUCCUUGCCCAAAUAAGGGUGUUGUCCAGACAAAAGCUACAAGGUGGACUAAAGAAAUGAUCACCACUCAGUUACAAAAUGAAAGGGCUGCUGAGAGCAAUGUUGUUGUUAAUGAUAACAAAAUGAUCAAGGGAUCACCGGUAUCUUCACCUUCUUCAGAGAAUAACAAUAUUGAUAAUCCUUUGGAUUUCAUGGCAGAUUUUGAGAUUGAUUGUGAUUUCUUUACGGAGUUACUCAAGAUGGAUUUACCUGAACUAUCUUCCUUCGGAAAUAACAUGCUGCAAGGUAAUAAUGGUAACCCUAGUACAGUUGAGUUUGACAAUGGUAAUUUGUCUCCAGGAUCAUCCGAUGAAAGUCACUUCCCUUGGGGUGAUUCUUUAUAUGAUAGUACAGGUUUUGAUUUUCAAUCAGUGGCAACUUUUAUGGAGUUCGGAUUGGAUUGGCUAUGAAAUAGGAAGUUAAGAGAGAAUGAAUUCAGGGUGUGUGUUUUGGUCUUUAUCGGGUGUAAAGACCGUCUCAGAAUUUCAACUUGUGUCCAGUUGGUCUUUACCACCAGACCAGCAUGUUCUUGGAAAUUCAA